Messenger RNA from Trachymyrmex septentrionalis, 1110 nucleotides. RefSeq names its product survival of motor neuron-related-splicing factor 30 (gene Spf30). Gene Ontology annotation, cellular component: nucleus; cytoplasm; precatalytic spliceosome. Lineage: Eukaryota; Metazoa; Arthropoda; Insecta; Hymenoptera; Formicidae. The coding region runs from base 69 to 776 and encodes 235 amino acids. The transcript has 5 exons. Gene Ontology annotation, biological process: mRNA processing; regulation of alternative mRNA splicing, via spliceosome. The record is from RefSeq and is a predicted model, not a curated record. Gene Ontology annotation, molecular function: RNA binding.
AGAAAAGACCGAAUUCUUGUAUCGCGCCUUGGCUUUGGAUAAUCCGUUUCUGAGAUAAGACGAGCAUCAUGGAUGACUUACAGAAUUACAAGCUGCAGCUUCAGCAGGUGGAAGCGGCUCUCACGACAGAUCCGAAUAAUGAAGAGUUGAUAAAGCUGAAAUUCGAUCUGAAGGAAGUAAUAAAGCUGACACAUGAUUUAAUUAAGUCACAACAACAGGAAAAAAGACAAGCCAAUGGCAUGGAUGCUAAAGAUCCUAUUUUGCUUGCAGUUCUGGCCAAUAAGUGGAAAGUCGGCGAUCAGUGUAUGGCACCUUGGAGCGAGGAUAGCAAGUAUUACGAAGCAACUAUAGAUGCGAUAAGUGAAGAUGGAAUAGUAAAUGUGACGUUCAAUGAGUACAAGAACACUGAUGUUACUAUGCUCAGUCAGCUAAAGUCUGUUGCUAAGAGGCCAGCAUCAGAUUGGGCAGAUCAAAAAUCAAAGAAAAUGCAAGCAGCUGCAGUUGCAGGUUCGGAUCCAAAUAAGCAAAGGGAAUACCUUAAGAAAAAGAAGCAGAGGAAAUUACAGCGAUUCAAAGAACUGGAGGAGGAACGGGAAUUGGAAAAGAACAAGUGGCUAGCAUUUACUAACAAGUCUUCAAAGAAAGGUGUUAUAAAGAAGAGCAUUUUUGCGACACCGGAGAACGUAAAUGGUCGUGUGGGAAUUGGUACCUGUGGUGUUAGCGGUCGAGAAAUGACCAAGUUCAGUAAUGGAGAGAAGUGGAGGCGAGGAGCUUAAAUAAAUUAUAUGUAAAUAGAUAUACUAUAAUUUGUGAUGGAAAAGAUAGAGUUAUCGUGAAAUUAUCAUUAUAUUUUAAAGACUGGUUCACGAACGCUUCUGCGACACAUGAGUGAACGAUAUGGCAAUGUUUAUGGGGUUAGCAACAGUGAAGUGCGUCUAAUAUCUUGUCUUAGUAACACUGAUCCUAUUGAGUAUCAAGACAAUUUCGAAUUUUUUACUAUAAUACAAUUCAAAAGUAACUGCAGCGAAUAAAUGUGUUUUUAGAUUAAUACAUUUCCGUAAGCAUAACUUGUUUACAAUUUUAUUGAAUAUAAAUAAAUGUAUAUUUUAA